GGGGGGGAGAGAGAGCAGGGCUCGUGAGCCACACCCUCCAUCACUGACUGCGCAGGGGGGGCUCUCUCUCUGCACAGAAUCAACGACAGAAACCGCCCCUCCAGGUCCCCAUCCGAUUCUUUCUCGGUGAAAAAAACAGGUCCGGGGGCUUCAACCCCCCCCAGGCAGUUUUUUCCUAGCCUUCUCUUUUAGUUUCCCUUAGAACAGGGCCAAAUUUAUUAUCAUUAUUGUUAGUAUUAGGGAGGAAACGGUUCCCCAGUCCUCGGGGAGGAAAGGGUGGGGUUUGCCCCUGAGCAUAAGCAGAGUGCAUCCCACCUACUAUAAAAAAAACACACACACCCAGGCAAUUAUCAGUUUGAUAACCCUUGGGGAGGAAGGUGGGUAGCCCCUGAGCAUAAACAGAGUGCGUCCCACCCAGUUUCCAAAAAAACCCCUGGCAAUUAUCAAUUUCAUAACCCUUGGGGAGGAAGGUGGGGUAGCCCCUGAGCAUAAACAGAGUGCAUCUCACCCACUUUCCCAAAAAACAGGCAAGAAUCCAUUUCAUAACCUUUGGGGAGGAGGGUGUGGUAGCCUUUUAAACCCACUUUUAAAAAUAUAUUCAGGCAAGAAUCCGUUUCUCCAUCCUGGGGAGGAGUGGGCGGAAGUAGUCUCUGAGCACAGUCAGAGUAGUUCCAGCACAGAGAGAAAUAAAUCCUUUGGGAGCUGGUUUCUUUGCACCUGUUCCCGUCUUCAUGCUACCUGUACCUUGGGGGAACUGGAAGAAAAGGAGGGGUUGGGGCUGGGUUUAUACCCCCAAAACCUGUGUCCACUACGAAGCGCUCGGAGGUAGCUUCCUCUGAGCUCGUGCAGAGUGGCUGUCCCUUAUUCCUGAGCCCCCUGCCCAGGCUAUGAAUUAGGAGGAAACUUGAGCCCCUGCACUUAUUGGGAGCGGAGAGGCUUAGGUUAAACCACUCGGAUAAUCCCACAGCUGUUGGGGGCAGCUGGGGACAGAUCCUGUUUCCCUUUGACCAUCAUGAUCUCAAUACAGCGGCACCUCGGUCCUCAAACUUAAUCCGUUCCGGAAAUUCAGUUCCAAAACCAAAGCGUUCCAAAACCAAGGCGCUCUUUCCCAUAGAAAGCAAUGCAAAACGGAUCAAUCCGUUCCGGACUUUUAAAAACAACCCCUGAAACAGCAACUUAAUGUGAAUUUUACUAUCUAACCACACCAUCGACUCAUAAAAUGAAAGCAACAAUCAAUGUACUGCAGUCGCACAAUCGAUCCAUCAGUUCCACAGUCGCAAAAACAGAAAAAGAGCCACAAAAACGCAAAAUAAAUAGGAAAAACAGACAGAAAUUGGUGUAACACUCAAAUCGGAAGUGUUGGCACUCAAACUGGAGUACGUUCGGCUUCCGAAAAAUGUUUGCAAACUGGAACAUUUACUUCCAGGUUUGCAGUGUUCCAAGUUGUUUGAGUACCAAGGCGUUUGGGAACCAAGGUACCACUGUAUGGGUCUGAAUGAAUCCCCCUGCCCCAAAUUCCAAUAUAUCCCAGCAAUCCUUGCCCAAUAUUCACCCAAAAUAGUCUGUUUAAAAGUCUGGUUUUCAUGCCCAGGUGGCGUUUGUGGACUUUGAUAGGUGACAUGCAACAGCAGCGUCAGCGGGGCCUGACAUGCAACGGCAGGCAGGAUUCAUUGGUGACAUACUUUAUUUAUUUAGAAGCCUUGGUUGGGGGCGGGGGGAUCUCCAAGCGGUAUGCAACGUAAAAGAAAAACCGAAAGGAUCGUUGUGACAAAAAUAUAAAGCAGUGGUUGGAAAACAUUUAGAAGCAGAAAAAACUCAAAUACAACUUACUGGCUCCAUUUGUCCUGGAUCUUAUUAUUAUUGCAUUUGAGUUUUUUUUUCCCAGGGAAACCCCCAAAAUUGUUGAGUCCCCCCCCCCCCCAGGGAAACCCAAAAGAGCUUUUCUUUGUUUAACGCCCCAAAGGAAUGUGAUUUAUUGAUUGACAGACAUACGACAUAGGCCUGUCCCAAGGACUCCGUUACGGGGGAUUUCGAAAUCCACGCAACUUGCAGAGCUCUGGCAAACAGUUUUUAUCAGAUUUCGUGUGUCAAAGGAGGAAACUGCCAGAUUGCCAAUGCAAACAGGCUGCUUCCUCUUCUGUGUUUGUGCAGAGAAGGGAAAAAAUAAAAUCCCACGCUUCGGAGCCGAUAAAAUACUUCCUGGAAAUCACAUGCAAACACACAAAUAUAUAUCUUUCCUAAGUUCAGCAGAACUUAUUCCUGACGGCCUGACACGAAGAUGGCUUUUUCUUCCAUCUGGCUACCAGUUGUUUUGGGCCUCUUCGCUGCAGAUGGUGAGUCGGUUGCAAAAUCCUGCUUUCUCUCAUUUAUAAAUAUAUCUUAUUUAGGUAUUUAUUAUGUUGUUGUUUAGUCGUUUAGUCGUGUCCGACUCUUCGUGACCCCCUGGACCAGAGCACGCCAGGCCCUCCUGUCUUCCACUGCCUCCCGCAGUUUGGUCAAACUCAUGCUGGUAGCUUCAAGAACACUGUCCCACCAUCUCGUCCUCUGUCGUCCCCUUCUCCUUGUGCCCUCCAUCUUUCCCAACAUCAGGGUCUUUUCCAGGGAGUCUUCUCUUCUCAUGAGGUGGCCAAAGUCUUGGAGCCUCAGCUUCAGGAUCUGUCCUUCCAGUGAGCACUCAGGGCUGAUUUCCUUCCGAAUGGAGAGGUUGGAUCUUCUUGCAGUCCAUGGGACUCUCAAGAGUCUCCUCCAGCACCAGAAUUCAAAAGCAUCCAUUCUUCGGCCAUCAGCCUUCUUUAUGGUCCAGCUCUCACUUCCAUACAUCACUACUGGGAAAACCAUAGCUUGAACUAGACAGACCUUUGUUGGCAAGGUGAUGUCUCUGCUUUUUAAGACGCUGUCUAGGUUUGUCAUUGCUUUUCUCCCAAGAAGCAGGCGUCUUUUAAUUUCGUGACUGCUGUCACCAUCUGCAGUGAUCAUGGAGCCCAAGAAAGUAAAAUCUCUCACUGCUUCCAUUUCUUCUCCUUCUAUUUGCCAGGAGGUGAUGGGACCAGUGGCCAUGAUCUUCAAUUUUUUUGAUGUUGAGCUUCAGACCAUAUUUCGCGCUCUCCUCUUUCACCCUCAUUAAACGGUUCUUUAAUUCCUCCUCGCUUUCUGCCAUCAAGGUUGUGUCAUCUGCAUAUCUGAGGUUGUUGAUAUUUCUUCCGGCAAUCUUAAUUCCGGCUUGGGAUUCAUCCAGUCCAGCCUUUCGCAUGAUGAAUUCUGCAUAUAAGUUAAAUAAGCAGGGGGACAAUAUACAGCCUUGCCGUACUCCUUUCCCAAUUUUGAACCAAUCAGUUGUUCCAUAUCCAGUUCUAACUGUAGCUUCUUGUCCCACAUAGAGAUAGCCUGCCUUGUCCUGUCCAGGGAGUGAGACAUUUCCCUUUUCCCCCUCUGUUUUAACUUCACAACAACCCUGUGCGGUUGGUCAGAGAGAGAGGGAGAUGGACGCAAAGAGACUUUCGAACCCAGAACCUUGUCCAGCGCUCUAACCGCUAUGCUGCUUCGUGGUCCGACGCUGUUUCAGCGUCUUCCAAGGGACUUCAUAGACAACACAGGCUCUGGGAUGCGGAUUUUACAUAACAUCUGCAUAUGCUAAUCGAUGCAAAUAUAGGCCGACUUUCAGAGGUUGCUGGGUGACUCUUGCAAAUUAGGGUUUACCCUGAGAAUACGGGAUUUUCUGGGCUCCCAAUCGGGGCAGAUCCAUCCAAACUGUGCCGCCAUUCAUUUCAACAGGUCUAUACCUAGUAGAUUGUGCAAAAGCGCAAUUGCGUCUCAAUAUGCUGCCCUAUAAGCAAGUUUGUUCAAAAAGUGUGCAUGUUGGUUUGGGGGGGGGGCAGAUCUGCGGCUUGUCGGACCCCUGUGCUACUCCCCAAAAAACAACACCGGAACCUAGAAAUUGCUUUAUUCUGGCUUGCGUUCCCUUUCCUCUGCCCUCCUCCUCCCUCUUUCCUUUGAUGCUGUGCCUUUUUAAUAUUUUUUUAAUUUUAAAAAUAUUUUCUUUCCUGUUUUUCUAAUAGCAACAGUUUUUACAUGCAUACAGAUCAUUAGGUUGCCUACCCAUGAUCUAACCCUCUGUGCUCUUGCCUUCUCAGCAAGCCGCCCCAGAGGCCGUAUCCUGGGGGGCCGGGACGCCCCCCGGCGCCCGUACAUGGCCUCCCUCCAACUGAAUGGGCAGCACCUCUGCGGCGGCUUCCUCAUUGCUGAUGAAUGGGUGCUGAGCGCUGCCCAUUGCCUGGAGGAUGCGUAAGUAUUCCAAUUGUAGAAUUGUCAAGUCGGGAAGGGGACUCCGGGGGGUCAUCUAGCCUGACCCGCCGCAAUUCGGAUGCCCCGUACGGGAUUUGAACCCGCAACCUUGGCGUGAUCCCCGCACCGGGCUCUAAAUCAACAGAGCUGUCCCCUUGGAUCUCCCCGUUGGGUUUCGCUGCCCUGCCGAGCCAAUCCUUUCUGUCGCUUGGCGGAAGCAAUAGAUCCUGCGUGAAAUCAUUCCAAAUAAGUUAAUCGAGUGAAAAAAAUCAGGAGAGAAUAAUUAUAUACGAUUCAUAUAAAUUAUACGAAGAAGGUAGCUUCCUCAAAUUGUGACCUGCGUAGUCUAGAUCGAAAACUCCGCAGGUGAACAAAUUUAUCUCUCCACAAAGUUUAAAACGAUUACAGACAACCAAGAUAUGAGAUUCUAGGAACCGUAUUGUAGUCGAAGGAAGUCAAUCUUUUUUUCCUUUUUUGCAUUUAGAUAAAUGUUUUUCGUUUCGGACACAAAAGAUAUCCGAUAUCCAGCAUUGCAUUUCUCUUUAUAAACCCCAAUAAAAUUUAUUCAGGAAUUAUUCCGACCGUUCCCGAGGGACCCUGGACCUAAGUUGUUCAGGGCCUUGUAAAUAAAGUUUCCCAGAUUUUUUCCCAAUGAAUUUGGGGACACUUUUCAACUUCAAUAGGAAUGAUAGGGUUUUUCAUGGGGCCUGAUUUGUAAAUGAGUACCAACACCUCGAACCCGGCUCAAUAGUAAGGGAACAACCGGUGGGGCUUUUUCCGCAAUGGUGUCGGCGAUCUGGCCCCCCGAACCCGGCCCCAAGGGCAGCCCCACAAAGACCCCAUUGCAGAAGUCUAGCAUUUUGGCCCAGUAAUCUAAUGGUGGUUUUCCACGCAGGGGCAACGGGACUUUUGCGGUGCUCCUAGGGGCACGAUCGCUCUCUCUCCCUGAACCCCACAAGCGCCUAUACGGGGUCCGCCAGCUGGUCGCCCACCCCGGAAGCCACCGAGACACCAACCACGAUGACCUCUUGCUGGUACAGGUGAGUGAUGCUAGAUAAGGCUGCCCUUCAGAUGUCUUCUAAAAGUCAGAAAGUUGUCUAUUUCCUUGACAUCUGGCGGGAGGGCACCACCACCGAGAAGGCCCUCUACCUGGUUCCCUGUAACCUCACUAGGUCAGGCAGAGAGGCAGCGACUGGCCCAAAGUCACAGCCAGUGAGCUUCCGGGCCAAGGGGAGAUUUGAACCCGGGUCUCUCAGUUCCCAGUAAGUCACCCUAAUCCCUAAACAAUACUGGCUCUCUGAUUUUCCCAUCAGCCGCUUUGGGCGGCUUCCAGUUCAUAUAAAAACAGAAUAAAACUUCAAACAUUACAAGCUUCCCUAAACAGGGCUGCCUGCAGAUGUCUUCUAAAAGUCAGAUAGUUGUUUAUUUCCUUGACAUCUGACGGAAGGGGGCCACCACCGAGAAGGCCCUCUGCCUGGUUCCCUGUAACCUUACUUCUUGCAGGGAGGGAACCACCAGAAGGCCCUCGGGAGAGGGACCCCGGUGUCUGGGGUGGAGAUGCUCCUUCAGGUAUACUGGGCCAAGGCUGUUUAGGGCUUUCAAGGUCAGCACCAACACUUUGAAUUGUGUUCGGAAACGUCCUGGGAGCCAAUGUAGGUCUUUCAGGACCAGUGUGAUGUGGUCUCUAUGCUUGUUUAUGUUCUAUUUAACUGCAUUUUGCAUUUGUAAAAACCAGUAAAAAGGAUUUAAAUUGAAAAUAAAAUAGGAGGCAAAGCCAGGCUGGUUAGGGUAGCCCUAGCUGGAUCGCCUUGCCAUUUUGACUGCCCUUUCCCCGAAAAAUAUCUCUGUGACAAGGAAGCACGAAGUGCUGAUCUCUGAAAUCGAGAAGUUUGGAGGAGGGCAGUUUCAGGGAAUUCCCCCAAAGAGGUGGAAAAACGUUGAGCAACUGGUUCUCCAGAAAACAUGACGUUUCCAUUACGGGAAAUCCCUUCUGCAAAUAAGACGCAGGGUAUUCUGGCAAACGCCAGAAGUUUUGGACUAAUUGUGAGAGCGUGGCGCUGAAAAUGCCAAGGUUGGAGGAUGGAUGGCGGCUAACGGAUUGAGGUUGAAUCCUGACAAGACAGAAGGACUGUUUUGGGAUGACAGGGGGCGGGAGAGUGUGUGGGACUCCCUGGUCCUGAAUGGGGUAACUGUGCCCCCGAAGCACCAGGUGCGCAGCCUGGGGGUCAUUUUGGACUCACUGCUGUCCAUGGAUGCGCAGGUCAGUUCUGUGUCCAGGGCAGCUGCAUCUGGAACGCAGGAUGAGACCCUCCCUGCCCGCAGACUGUCUGGCCAGAGUGGUGCAUGCUCUGGUUAUCUCCCACUUCAACUACUGCCAUGCGCUCUCCGUGGGGCUGCCUUGGAAGCUGAUCCGGAAACUGCAAUUAAUCCAGAAUGCGGCAGCCAGACUGGGGACUGGGAGCGGCCGCCGGGACCACAUAACACCGGUCCUGAAAGACCUACAUUUGCUCCCAAUACGUUUCCAAGCACAAUUCAAAGUGUUGGUGCUGACCUUGAAAGCCCUAAAUGGCCCAGUAGACCUGAAGGAGCAUCUCCACCCCCAUCGUCCAGCCCGGACACCUGGGUCCAUCUCCUGAGGGCCUUCUGGCGGUUCCCUCCCUGUGAGAAGUGAGGCUACAGGGAACCAGGCAGAAGGCCUUCUCGGUGGUGGCGCCCUCCCAUCAGAUAUCAAGGAAAUAGACAACUGUCUGACUUUUAAAAGGCAUCUGAAGGCAGCCCUGUUUAGGGAAGCUUUUUAAUGUUUGACGUUUUAUCGUGUUUUUAAUAUUCGAUUGGGAGCCGCCCAGAGUGGCUGGGGAAACCCAGCCGGAUGGGCGGCGUAUAAAUAAUAAAUUAUUAUUAUUAUUAAAACCUCCUCUGUUUUCAAUCGUCUCUGCCAACCAGCUGGAAGAGGCGGCCUCCCUCAACCCGGACGUGCAAAAGCUGGCUUUCCAACGGCAAGGGAGGGACGUCCCCGAAGGGACCCUGUGCGAGGUGGCUGGCUGGGGCAUCACCCGCAACACGGGCAAGAGGCCGGACGUAUUGCAGUAUGUGGAGCUGGGGGUCAUCGGCCGAGCCAAAUGCAACCAGCGGAUUCACCACGACGGGGAGGUGACCGAGAAAAUGAUGUGUGCCGACUCCAAGAAAAAAGACUCCUGCAAGGUACUUUUUUUGCACAAGAGUUCCUCCUCUUCGCACGGGGCGCGAGAAGGAUUCGCAUGUACGCAACUUGCCUCGCCGCAUUGCAGGGUUUCCCCCCACUAAAUGACCCUCUGCAAAAUUAUUUACCGUAUUUUUCGCUCUAUAAGACGCACCAGACCACGAGACGCACCUAGUUUUUGGAGGAGGAAAACAAGAAAAAAAAUAUUCUGAAUCCCAGAAGCCAGAACAGCAAGAGGGAUCGCUGCGCAGUGAAAGCAGCAAUGCCUCUUGCUGUUCUGGCUUCUGGGAUAGCUGCGCAGCCUGCAUUCGCUCCAUAAGACGCACACACAUUUCCCCUUACUUUUUAGGAGGGGAAAAGUGAGUCUUAUAGAGCAAAAAAUACAGUAUUUAUUUUUUUGAAUGAAUCACCGCUUUUUCUUUGAUAGUUUUAGUUACGCCAACUUUUCGCUUUUAUCAUUGUUUAUUUUCCUUUUCCUUUCUUUCUCUCUUUCUAUUUCCAUUAUAUAGCACACUCUGUUCUAGAUAUCUUGACAAUUGGAUUACGUAUACUGUGAUAACGAUCUCUUAAGUCUAGAAGUAUCUAAUGCAAGAUUGGUUUGGUUUUUUUUGUAUGUCAUGUCUGUUUAAUAAAAUGUUAAUGAGAAAUCACCAUCAUCAUUGAGAAUCCUGGGAGUGCAGGCAUAAUUCGAACACAGGACUUGGCUUAUUAGCAUGGGUAGGCAAACUAAGACCCAGGGGCCGGAUCGGGCCCAAUCCCCUUCUCAAUGCAGCCCACGGACGGUCCGGGAAUCAGUGUGUUUUUACAUGAGUAGAAUGUGUCCUUUUAUUUCAAAUGCAUCUCUGAGUUAUUUGUGGGGCAUAGGAAUUCAUUCAUUUAUUUAUUUUCAAAAUAUAGUCCGGCCCCCCACAAGGUCUGAGGGACAGGGGACCGGCCCCCUGCUGGAAAAGUUUGCUGACCCCUGUAUUAGAACCUCUCUGUCUUAUCCGGAUUGAACUUCAGUUCAGGCAAGCAAGUCUGGGGAACUACCUGCCACUAGAGCAUGGGUAGGCAAACUUAGUCCCGGGGGCCGGAUCCGGCCCAAUCGCUUUCUCAAUCCGGCCCCCGGACGGUCCAGGAAUCAGCAUGUUUUUACAUGAGUAGAAUGUGUGCUUUUAUUUCAAAUGCAUCUCUGGGUUAUUUGUGGGGCCUGCCUGGUGUUUUUACAUGAGUAGAAUGUGUCCUUUUAUUUAAAAUGCAAUGGGUUAUUUGUGGGGCAUAGGAAUUGGUUCAUAUAUAUUUUUUUGUCCAGCCCCCCACAAGGUCCGAGGGACAGUGGACCGGCCCCCUGCUGAAAAAGUUUGCUGACCCCAGGCUCAUAGAGUAGUGGCAAAAAUCUGACGUUCUUGCUUUUUUUCUCACCCCUUUCUCCCAGGGAGAUUCGGGGGGGCCCUUCGUCUGCAACGGCGUCGCCGAAGCCGUCGUGUCCACCGGCUCACGAGUUUGCGGCAACUGGAAGAAACCCGGGAUUUACACCCGAACCGCUCCAUACGCCGGAUGGAUCGACAGUGUCUUGGCCAACGCAACCAGCGGAUCCCUCGCGGUCAUUUAAGCGCCAAUAGCUAGAGGAUCUCUCCUUGCCCCGCAAAUUUAAGAUGCAAAUAUUAGAAGAGUUUCUUCCAAAUUUAUUCUACAAAUAUCUCAAUAAUAAAAUGUCAUUGAUUGACUCUUCCAACUUUUCUUCCUUUUUCCUUUCUUGUUCUUUUUUAUAUAUGUGUGCUUAUCUGAAAUAUGUAUGUAUGUAUUUGCAAUAUUUUGUAAUAAUGAUGCUAAAU
Molecule: messenger RNA, 9294 nt
Organism: Podarcis lilfordi (Lilford's wall lizard)
Lineage: Eukaryota; Metazoa; Chordata; Lepidosauria; Squamata; Lacertidae
Source: the annotation of a GenBank genome assembly